Molecule: messenger RNA, 4563 nt
Organism: Protopterus annectens (West African lungfish)
Lineage: Eukaryota; Metazoa; Chordata; Ceratodontiformes; Protopteridae
Gene: ZNF521
Product: zinc finger protein 521
Exons: 7
Coding region: 498-3776 (1092 amino acids)
Source: RefSeq, a predicted model, not a curated record
AUAUAAGCAUUAUCAAGGUUGCAAAAGGAGGACAUUUCCAUUCCCUUGCUGUCUUGGAUGGUGUUGAUGUUGAAGAUGACCCAUCCUGCUCAUGGCCAGCAUCUUCACCUUCCAGUAAAGACCAGACAUCCCCAAGCCAUGGAGAUGGUUGUGACUUUGGAGAAGAAGAAGGGGGAACAGGCCUACCCUAUCCUUGCCAGUUCUGCGACAAGUCUUUCAGCCGCCUCAGCUACUUAAAACACCACGAGCAGAGUCAUAGUGAUAAACUACCUUUCAAGUGUACGUAUUGCAGCAGACUAUUCAAACACAAACGGAGUCGGGACCGCCACAUUAAACUUCAUACAGGAGACAAAAAGUACCAUUGUAAUGAGUGUGAUGCAGCCUUUUCAAGGAGUGAUCACCUUAAAAUUCACUUGAAGACUCAUACCUCCAACAAGCCAUACAAGUGUGCAAUUUGCAGGCGUGGAUUUUUGUCUUCCAGCUCUCUGCAUGGUCACAUGCAAGUUCAUGAAAGAAACAAAGAUGGGCCUCAGUCUGUAUCAAGAAUAGAAGAGUGGAAGAUGAAAGAUACUCAGAAGUGCAGUCAGUGUGAGGAAGGCUUUGACAUCCCAGAGGACCUGCAGAAACAUAUAGCAGAAUGUCAUCCUGAAUGCUCUCCUAAUGAAGAAAGAUCUGCUAUGCAGUGUAUUUAUUGCCAUGAACUGUUUGUAGAUGAAACAACACUCUUAAAUCAUAUUGAUCAAACCCAUAGUAGUGAAAAAAAAAAUUUGUGCAGCAUAUGCUCCGAGAGCUUCCACACCGUUGAAGAGCUCUAUAGUCACAUGGAUAGUCACCAGCAACCAGAAUCAAGUAACCACAGUAACAGCCCUUCCUUGGUUACUGUGGGCUACACUUCUGUAUCUAGUACCACCCCAGAUUCCAAUUUGUCAGUAGACAGUUCAACCAUGGUGGAAGUGCCAGCACCUUUGACAAAGUCUCGUGGUAGGAAAAGAACUGCACAGCAAACAUCAGAUGCCAGUGCUCCAGCCCCUAAACAGGCCAAGGUCACCUACAGUUGCACCUAUUGUAACAAACAGCUGUUUUCGAGCCUUGCUGUUUUGCAGAUACACUUAAAAACUAUGCAUCUAGAUAAGCCUGAACAGGCACAUACAUGCCAAUAUUGUUUGGAAACCUUGCCUUCACUAUACAAUUUAAAUGAACACGUGAAGCAAAUUCAUGACUCUCUAGAUCCUACUGCCUUGAUUGUUUCUGCCAUGCCUGCAGUGAUUUAUCAGUGUAACUUUUGUUCUGAAGUGCUAAAUGAUCUCAACACUCUACAGGAGCACAUACGUUGUUCUCAUGGAUUUCCAACUCCACCUUCCAAAGACAGCAACGCCUUCUUUUGCCCCCAUUGCUUCAUGGGAUUUCUUACUGACUCUUCAUUAGAAGAACACAUCAGACAAGUUCAUUGUGAUAUUAGUAAUGCUCGUUUUGGAUCACCACUUCUUACGACACCCAAAGAUCCUGUGGUGGAAGUAUUCUCUUGCUCCUACUGCACUAAUUCCCCAAUAUUCAAUACUAUUCUUAAGUUAAACAAGCACAUUAAGGAGAACCACAAAAAUAUUCCUCUUGCUCUGAACUACCUAAACAAUGGGAAGAAAUCCAGCAGGUCAUUGAGCCCUUUGUCUCCAGUUACCAUGGAACAAGCUUCUCUAAAGAUGAUGCAGGCUGUGGGCAGUGCUGCUCAGCGCUCUGCUGGUGAAUAUAUUUGUAAUCAGUGUGGUGCUAAGUAUACAUCUCUUGAUGGUUUCCAGACUCAUCUCAAAACACAUCUUGAUGCUGUUCUGCCAAAACUGACAUGUCCUCAAUGCAACAAAGAAUUUCCAAAUCAGGAGUCUUUGCUAAAACAUGUUACAAUACACUUUAUGAUUACAUCAACAUACUAUAUAUGUGAGAGUUGUGACAAGCAAUUCACUUCAGUGGAUGACUUGCAGAAGCAUCUGUUAGACAUGCAUACCUUUGUAUUUUUCCGUUGUACAUUGUGCCAAGAAGUCUUUGACUCCAAGGUCUCCAUCCAGCUUCAUUUGGCUGUGAAACAUAGCAAUGAAAAGAAAGUUUACAGAUGUACUUCUUGCAACUGGGACUUUCGGAAUGAAACUGAUCUGCAGCUGCAUGUUAAACAUAACCAUCUUGAGAAUCAGGGGAAGGUACACAGGUGCAUUUUCUGUGGUGAGUCCUUUGGUACAGAAGUGGAACUGCAGUGCCACAUUACUACACACAGUAAGAAGUAUAACUGCAAAUUUUGUAGUAAGGCUUUUCAUGCUAUCAUUCUGCUAGAAAAACACCUUCGGGAAAAACACUGUGUGUUUGAGGCCAAGCCUCAGAAUUGUGGUUCAAAUGGCACUUCUGAACAGGUCCAGAAAGAUGAUGUAGAGCUCCAGAACAUUCUGACUAACAGUCAAGAGUCACAUAAUAGCCAUGAUGGCAGUGAAGAAGAUGUUGACACAUCUGAGCCUAUGUAUGGAUGUGAUAUCUGUGGAGCUGCUUACACAAUGGAAUCACUGUUGCAGAAUCAUCAGCUCCGUGAUCACAAUAUUCGACCUGGCGAAAGUGCCAUAAUGAAGAAGAAAGCUGAACUUAUUAAAGGCAAUUAUAAGUGCAAUGUAUGUUCUAGAACUUUUUUUUCUGAAAGCGGGCUCCGUGAACACAUGCAGACCCAUUUGGGACCUGUAAAGCAUUAUAUGUGCCCAAUAUGUGGGGAACGGUUUCCUUCUCUUUUAACUCUAACAGAACAUAAAGUUACACAUAGCAAGAGCUUAGACACUGGGACAUGUAGAAUCUGUAAAAUGCCCCUGCAGAGUGAAGAAGAAUUUUUAGAACACUGCCAAAUGCACCCCGAUUUAAGAAAUUCUUUAACAGGAUUCCGUUGUGUAGUUUGCAUGCAGACUGUCACUUCAACAUUGGAACUCAAAAUUCAUGGAACAUUCCACAUGCAAAAAACUAGCAAUGUCUCUGCAGUGCAGUCAUCAGGGCGAAACCAGCACCUUCUCAAACUUUACAAAUGUGCAUCCUGCCUCAAAGAAUUCAGGUGCAAGCAGGAUUUAGUGAAGCUAGAUAUCAAUGGCCUACCCUAUGGUCUGUGUGCAGGUUGUGUUACUAUCAGCAAAAGUGGAAGUCCAAGUGCCAAUCCCACUUUGAACAGUAGGAGACCAAGCCUUAGCCAGCCUGAGGCUUUAAGUCCCAGUGACAAAAGUAAAGCAGUGAUUUCUAAGACAAGAUGCUCUAAUUGCAAUGUAAAAUUUGAGACAGAAAGUGAACUUCAGAACCAUAUGCAGUCUGUUCAUAGAGAUCUUGUUCCUGAUAGCAACAGUACACAGCUGAAAACACCACAAGUGUCCCCGAUGUCUAGAAUCAGCCCUUCUCACACAGAAGAGAAGAAGACUUACCAGUGCAUCAAAUGUCAGAUGAUCUUCUACAGCGAAUGGGAUAUUCAGGUUCACGUUGCAAACCACAUGAUUGAUGAAGGACUGAAUCAUGAAUGCAAACUUUGUAAUCAGACUUUUGACUCGCCAGCCAAGUUGCAGUGCCAUCUGAUAGAACACAGUUUUGAAGGAAUGGGUGGUACCUUUAAGUGCCCAGUUUGCUUCACAGUGUUUGUUCAAGCAAACAAGUUGCAGCAACACAUUUUCACGGCUCAUGGGCAGGAGGACAAAAUCUAUGAUUGUUCACAAUGUCCACAGAAGUUCUUCUUCCAGACAGAGCUGCAGAAUCAUACAUUGACUCAGCACAGCAGUUAGUAUGAAGAAAAUUCCUUCUGAAGAGCUCCUUCUGAGAAGAAAACACGAAUUAAAAAGUAAAAAGUGGGAUUAGGGAACACUUUGCACGGAAUGUUUCAUUGUUUAAUGUACAUUAUUUGAAAACAUUGUAUUGUAUCAUAACACUUGUAUUAUCAAAAUCUGUUGAAUGUUCAGGUGUUUUGAGAUUUUUUUCAGCACCAGAUAAAUUUCCUGUAUAUAAAGUGUUGCACAUGUAUUAUGUUGUCAGAGAUAUGAAAAUCAUCUUGUAAGAAAGAAAAUCAUAAAACUUGGGCCUGCAAAAAAAUGGUUUACAUAAAACAAAGAAAUAUUGAUAUGCUUUGUUGAAUGGAGAAGAGCAAACAUGGUUACCAUUUGCAGUUGCUAUCAUACUGUUUUAGCUUUGCCUUUAUUUUGAAUUUUCAUCCAUUGAAACCUGCUUUACAUGCACAUUGAAAGAGCAGGGUUCUCAUUUCAAGCACAAAAGUUUGGUCACUUUCAGACUGAAUGUCAGUUGAAUAAGGCCCAUAUAUAUUUGUAUGCCUUGCAGUAUGACAGCAUUACCAUAUAUGCAAUAGUUAUAUAGAUUUACACACUUUUUUCUUACAAAAAAAUCAUUUGAAGCUUAAAGUGUUCAAAAUUCAUUAAUAUCUGCACAGCCAAAUUUUGACUUAAUUUGAACUGAUAUGUAUGUUACUGUUAUUAUUAAAUGUUUACUCUGCAAUCUGAACCUGGAGAUUACUGGAGUUUUUCCAAUAUGAAAUAAAUCCAAUUUACCUUUACUUUUGAA